Messenger RNA from Micropterus salmoides (largemouth bass), 1241 nucleotides. RefSeq names its product zona pellucida sperm-binding protein 3-like. Gene Ontology annotation, cellular component: extracellular matrix. The transcript is spliced from 10 exons. NCBI's taxonomy places the organism in Eukaryota, Metazoa, Chordata, Actinopteri, Centrarchiformes, Centrarchidae. The coding region runs from base 16 to 1068 and encodes 350 amino acids. Gene Ontology annotation, biological process: positive regulation of acrosome reaction; egg coat formation; binding of sperm to zona pellucida. The record is from RefSeq and is a predicted model, not a curated record. Gene Ontology annotation, molecular function: acrosin binding.
CAGGAUCAUUCAGUCAUGGUGACCAAUCUCUAUCUAGGUGUGACAAUUGUGGCUUUUUUUGCAGCAGCUAUUGCUAAUGCAGAUAUCCAAGUAGUCUGUGCAAAAGGCUCGGUAAGAAUCACAUGGAGGAUCAACGCGGAGUUGGUGCCAUAUGCAGUUCGUCUCUUCCUUGGAAACUGCAUGCCAUCUCAGUUGGAUGUUCUUUCAAGUGGAGAGGGGGUGGCACACUUUGACUACCAGUUUUCCGACUGCAAAUUUAAAAGACAGAUGAAAGGAAAGCUUGUCAUCUAUCAAAAUGAACUGACUUACAGGCCAGAAGCAAGACUUAAACCUGCAGCCUUUGUGUAUCCCAUUGAGUGUGUUUAUAAAAGACGUGAGGGGUGGGUUCCACCUUUCCUGAACCCUGGGUCAGGUGUAUUAGAAGGUCAAGGCAGGCUGGUCUUCAACAUGGCACUCCUCAAUGAACAAUUAACAGGCUUAGCAACAACAAAUGUCAUCCCACUGGGCUCGUUCAUGCCAAUAUGGGCUGCAGUGGAGCAGGAGUCCCAUCAACCCUUGCUGCUGCUCAUGGAGGACUGUGUGGCAGCCACUACACCAGUGCUGCAGCCUGACAGUCAGGUUCACCAGAUCAUUGGCAAUAAAGGGUGUCUUUUGGAAAGCAUAAGGGGAAACUCUGUGUUCCUCCCUCGUUACCAUUCGUCUGCAGUCAUCCUUUACCUGCAGUCCUUUACGUUUGGUCACGGAGAGGAGGUGUACAUUCACUGUAAACUUGUAGCAUGGGAUCCUGAGGUUCUUGAUGAAGGCAAGAAAGCCUGUCACUAUAUAAAGAGCAAUGGAAGAUGGGAACUACUCGAUGACCCCCUUCAGAGCUCCAUCUGUAGUUGCUGUGAUUCAACCUGCAAUUCCCGCUCCAAAAGAGAAUCCGUGUCGGAAUCCCACAGCUUUAGUCACAGUUCUGUGUUGGGACCCCUUUUCAUCGUCGAUCCGUCUGAUUUUGAGGCCCAAAACCUACCAAAGGUGUCGGAUGCAGUGGACUCUCAGGAAAGCCAGUCUAAGCUGAUGACUUGACGAUGCACCACAAACAGGCCAGUAGCAGAUGACGUCAAGUCUCCUGACUUACAAGGCAUUGGGGCAUCAGCUUUGUGAUCUCGACUUGAUAGUCUGCAGAUUCAUUUGAAUGGUCAUACAUGAAUCUUAAACCCUCCAUACAAAUAAACCUGAUGUAAACUGCUAAGAUUCUA